Molecule: messenger RNA, 568 nt
Organism: Acromyrmex echinatior (Panamanian leafcutter ant)
Lineage: Eukaryota; Metazoa; Arthropoda; Insecta; Hymenoptera; Formicidae
Product: transcription elongation factor 1 homolog
Biological process (GO): transcription elongation by RNA polymerase II
Cellular component (GO): transcription elongation factor complex
Molecular function (GO): RNA polymerase II complex binding
Source: RefSeq, a predicted model, not a curated record
CAUGCUUCCAGUUCCACCACUAACCGAAAUGAACAGUACUGAACAGUUGCUUGAAUCAUGAAUGGUGUAUAGACGCUAUUAACUUUCCGAGUCUUCGGAGAUAUUACUUGGUUCGAAUACGUGUAAUUUCGACCGAUCGCAAAGGAGAUGGGUCGACGUAAAAGCAAACGAAAACCACCCAGCAAAAAGAAAGCCAUUCAACCAUUAGACACACAAUUCAAUUGUCCAUUUUGUAAUCACGAAAAGUCAUGCGAGGUUAAGAUGGACAAAUCCAGGAGUACUGCCAGGAUAACCUGCAGGGUAUGCUUAGAAGACUUUCAGACAACUAUCAAUCUAUUAUCAGAACCUUUGGAUGUAUAUAAUGAUUGGAUUGAUGCCUGUGAAAAUGCUAAUUGAAUAUUAGUUAAUGUAUUCAUAAUUCUAUAUAUUGUAUCUUUAGCAUAACUGGUCACUUUUACUUAUAUUUUUAUUCGCGUCAUCUUCAGAUUUUAUAAAUAUAAAUAUGUUAUGAAUAAAGAUGCAUAUUUUAAGGUUCUACUAAAUGUGACUAUUUGAUUUCAAAACCGAA